Stegastes partitus (bicolor damselfish) is the source of this 1463-nucleotide messenger RNA. It is a transcript of the gene pthlha, whose product is annotated as parathyroid hormone-like hormone a. Lineage: Eukaryota; Metazoa; Chordata; Actinopteri; Pomacentridae. Gene Ontology annotation, molecular function: hormone activity. Gene Ontology annotation, cellular component: extracellular region. The coding region runs from base 195 to 803 and encodes 202 amino acids. The transcript has 4 exons. The record is from RefSeq and is a predicted model, not a curated record. Gene Ontology annotation, biological process: bone mineralization.
GCAGCAGCAGCAGCAGCAGCAGCUGGAUCCAGGACGCCUGCAGCUGGAUUCUAACGAGGAACUACUGAUGCUGGACCUGCUUUUGCUUUUGCUCCUCUGAAGGACCUUCUGCUGGACUUUCUGCUGAGAGUUAGUGGAAACUUUGAGCAGGACUGUUUGUUAUCAGCUGUGGACAGACUGCCGAGGGAAAAAACAUGUUGUUCUCCAGCCGAGUCCUGCAGCACUGGUGUCUGGCCGUCUUCCUGCUCUGCUCUCCGGCCAGCGGUCGGCCCAUCGACGCCCUCAGCAGCAGGAUAAAGCGCUCAGUGACUCACGCUCAGCUGAUGCAUGACAAAGGCCGGACGCUGCAGGACCUGAAGCGUCGCAUGUGGCUGCAGGAGCUGUUAGACGAAGUCCACACGGCCGAGAUCCGAGACCUUCCGGUCAGAACCACUGCUGGAGGAGCAGCGGUCAGCGGCGGCAGCAGCGGCGCCGGCGUCGGUCUGGGCAUCCACCUGAGCACCACCGGCAGCACCCUGCACUCCAAACCGCCCGGAGGAACCAAGAACCUGCCCAUCAGCUUCCGGCUGGAGGAGGAGGAGGGAACCAACCUGCCGCAGGAGACCAACAAGCAGACGUACAAAGACGGCGUCCUGAAGGCGCCCGGCAAGAAGAAGAAGAAAGGCCGGUCCGGCAAGAGGCGCGAGGGCGAGAAGAGGAAGAGGAGGGCGCGGUCGCUGCCCUGGAGGCCGGAGGACGAAGCUGGCAGCGGAAUCCACCUGGAGUGGAGGUCGCUGCUCGGCCUGCAGAGGGCGCCACAGUGAAACGCCGUCAGACUCUGACGAAGAACCCUUCGACUCUCGGACUGACUCCUAAAUGCUCACGUUACAGACGUGUGGUGAUCAUUUGGAAAGAAAUUGGAAAAUAUUUAUUGUCUGUAAAUAUUCUAAAUAUAGCAGAAUAGAAGCAGAAUAUGAUAAAAAAAACAACUUAUUGAUGCUCUGCGGAGCAACAGAUUUUAAUCUUUGUGAAUCCUUGCUUUUUCCUUUUUUUAAUUCCAAUUAUGUCAGAUUUUUUGCGGUAAUUUAUUUUGUCUGAAUGGUGUAUUUAUUUUGUAAAUGUAUCGAGGUGCUGCUGACCUUCUAUAUUUUUGUACCAUAAUGCACUUUAGAUAUAUAAAUAUAAAUAUAUAUACCAUUAGUUUUGUUCAUUGUUUUUGUGGUUGAUUGAAAUGAAGAAAAACGACGGUCGUCCUUCACUUCGCUCUGCUCAGACGUCCACUGUUUGGUUUCUCGCUGCUGUUUCUCCGACUGAAGCCGUCUGUUGUCCUCCACCUCCUGGUUCCUGUUUCCUCCUCCACCAACCGCCUGCUUCCCAACGCCAGCGUUCACAUCUGUACAUAAACCAAUCACGGCUCGAUAUUGUUGUUUUUGGCACUUGCACUGAGAUAAAGUCUGUACUGAUGGAUUAAACAUUUGACAGUU